Messenger RNA from Parnassius mnemosyne (clouded apollo), 2312 nucleotides. The record is from the annotation of a GenBank genome assembly. NCBI's taxonomy places the organism in Eukaryota, Metazoa, Arthropoda, Insecta, Lepidoptera, Papilionidae.
GGCGUCAUGUGACAUUUCAUACAUCACGACGUUCGCUUAUUUCUUAAAGGACAAAUUGGACAACGAUAAAUAAAUCGACAUUAAUCCGUUCAAGCAAGAUGGUACGGCAUUAUGUAAAAAAAAAAGAUUGUAGAACCUAAUUACACGGAAGAAAAACUGGAGAGGGCUCUUAGUGAGAUAAGAGCCCAUACUAUGACAGUUAACAGAGCUUCCAAAGUAUAUAAAAUACCAUUUUCAACGCUAUACUGCCGUUAUAAGGGUACGAGAGGAUUAAUAAAAAAGUCGAAAGGCAGGACAACUGUUCUCCCUGAAAAUAUAGAAUACACUCUAGCUACCUCAGUGAAAACGUUGGCUAAGUGGGGUUUCGGCCUAAGCAGAAAAGAGAUAAUGGAAUUGGUAGGGCAAUAUGUUAAAAUAAACAAUUUAAAAACUCCUUUCAAAGAUGGCGUUCCAGGUGAGGACUGGUUCCUAGGAUUUAAAAGACGCCAUCUUUUGUCGAUCCGGAAGCCUGAACCUUUGGAAUACUCCAGAAAAAAAGCUGUAACUGACCCCUUUAUAAUUUUUGGAUAUUUCGAUCUUCUUGAAAGAACUCUCACUGACUUAAAGUUAAAAGAUAAGCCCCAAAACAUAUGGAACCUUGACGAAAGUAGCUUAAGUAUUGACCCAGCAAGAACAAAAGUUGUCGGAGAAAAAGGCCGAAGUGUGUCUAGAGUAAUCAGCACUACAGGGAAAGAAAACACAACUUUUAUUUUAGCCGCCAAUGCCGUUGGUCAUAGGAUUCCACCAUUAAUCAUCUUUAAAGGUAAAAAUAUGUGGGAUCAAUGGCGAGCACCUACAGACAAAGAAUUUCCAGGGACGGCUUACGCCGCGAGCCCGAAUGGUUGGAUGGAAACAGAGAUUUUCACUAAUUAUUUCAAGAAGACCCUUAUUCCAGCUCUUGGCAGUGAACGACCUAUGUUAGUGCUAUAUGACGGUCAUGCCACACAUUUCUCUGUUGAUCUUGUGCAAACAGCGAUGGCCAAUGACAUAACUAUUCUUAAAAUUCCAGCGCACACCAGCCAUCGUCUGCAACCAUUGGAUGUUUCUGUCUUUAAAUCCUUUAAAGCAAAUUGGGAUGAAACAGUAACAAAAUGGCAACGGCAGCAUAUUGGGCAGAGAUUGCCUAAAUCUUUAUUCUCUCAAUAUUUAGGGGAAACUUGGAUUAAAGUUUCCGAAAGUUGUAUAGCCAAUGGGUUUAGCAAGGCUGGAAUUUAUCCUUUUAACCCCAACGUAAUUCCUAGAGAUCAUUUUUCCAAAGAAUCCCUGGAACGCUGGGAAAACUCGCAAGUAAUGGCCAAUCCUAUGGCAUCAGUAUGUAGCCUUCCUUCGAUCUCGUCUUCUCGAGAGAAUUUCUAGGAAGAAGCCCUGGAAAACAGAGAUAAUUUGCAAGUUUCUUCGAUUUCAUCGAUGACUGGUGAAAGCCAACGAACAUCUGGCAAAAGCAACUUAGAACACUCUUCAAUAGAAGGCAUAAUUUUAUCUUCUAUCCAUCAAAAACGUUUACCACCGAAGGAAAGGAAACGGAAAGUUUCCUUUCCUUCAGCUUUCGCUCAGGUCAUUACUUCUCAUGAAAUUCUUGAAGCUCUACUAAAAGAUGCAGAAGAGAAGAAAAAUAAAAACAAAAAAGCCAAAAGAAAGAGAAAUAAAGACAAGAAAAAUAAAAAAAGAGCAGACAGCGAUAGUACAGAUUUAGAAUCGGAAAUUGUCUAUGCUGAGUCAGGUGAAAGUGAUUUUUCUGAAUACUUGCAAGGAAAUGAUCCGCUGUGUUCUGGGGAAGAUGAUAUAUUACCUUUUGAGGGGGAAGAGCCACAGCCACAGUUUCUACAGCAAGAAGAUCCGAUGGAUAUUGAAAAAAAUUCAGACAAAGAAAAUUUAGAUGAGGAAAAUUUAAACAGCAUCAGGAAGGACGAUUUAGAUUUAUCUUUACAUACAGGCAAAUGGGUGAUAGUGAAAUACUCCUUAAAGAGGUCAAAUAAAUAUUAUGUAGGUAUCAUAAAAGACAAAAUCGACGAUUGCUGGGAAGUUCAAUAUGUAAGACGGGGCAAAAAAGCUUUCAUAUGGUCGGAGGUUCAAGAUUUUGACUUAAUUGAUACAGGUUGUAUAAUUAAAAUUUUGCCUAACCCAAAAAUGACGAAACGGGGCCUUAUAACCUUUGAUUAUGAUUUCAAAAAUUUAUCGAUUGUUUAAUUAGUAUGUAUUUAAUUUUAAGAAAAAUUCAUAUCUCCCUAAUUUGUUAUCCUAUUUUCUUCAAAUAAAAACCAAAGUGUAGAGCC